Messenger RNA from Electrophorus electricus (electric eel), 3557 nucleotides. It is a transcript of the gene scyl3, whose product is annotated as SCY1-like, kinase-like 3. NCBI's taxonomy places the organism in Eukaryota, Metazoa, Chordata, Actinopteri, Gymnotiformes, Gymnotidae. The record is from RefSeq and is a predicted model, not a curated record. Gene Ontology annotation, molecular function: ATP binding; protein kinase activity. Gene Ontology annotation, biological process: protein phosphorylation.
CUAACCCAUUCCAGGCGUAAUCAUUAGUUAGUCCCAUCACUGAGGUUUACCAGCCUCGUCCACACAACUAAGUUAGCUAGCGGUGUAUCUUCAAAAGACAAGUGCAUGUUUGACGCGUAUAGGAGUUUAAUUCACGUAUCUGGGCGGCUGACAGUUACUUGCCGAUAGUUUUGUCCCACCAUGACAGGAAGAGCCGGUGUUUGUUAUUGGGAAACAGGAAGUGAACUGCGUUUCGAAGAACAUUUUUGAUACACCAUCAGUGAUUAUAACUGAUGGUCUCGACUAUUCGUCUAAAGUCCCCCUGAAUUAGCCGAACGCAGACCCAGCAGGGGCAUUAAAGUAUUACCUAGCUAAAGCGUUAUGAGAUCUAUCGGAAUGAGAAACUGAUUUCCUCAGGCAGCUCGCAGCCAGGCCCCGCGGAGCCCGGGACGGACUCGACACGGCAGGGGAGCUGACAGCCGUAGCCCGCUGAGGGCGUUAUCUUAGCCCGCUACCUAAGCAGAUGCGCGUCGUUCUGGACGUGUCUGGACAACCGAGCUAAGAGGACCACCCGCCGCCGCGAGCGAGCAUGGGCGCGGAGAGCAGCGCCGCGCGGGGGUGCGUGCCGGAGGAGCCGCAGCUCGUGCUGCCGUCGGGCCUCUGCAUGUACUCCGCCGUGCUGCAGGACGGGAAGCCCGCCUCGGUGUUCGUCUACCGGCAAGGCAACGAAGACACAGUCAGCAAAGCGGCCAAGCACCUGAAGACUCUCAGACAUCCGAAUCUGCUGCAAUUCCACUCAUGCGCCAUGCAGGACCGAGGGAUCCACCUGGUGACGGAGAGGGUCCGGCCUCUUGAGCCACUUCUGAACAGCCUCACGCCACAGGAGAUCUGCUCGGGCAUCUAUGACCUACUGCAGGCCCUCGUCUUCCUCCACGACAGGGGCAAGUCGAGCCACAACAACGUUUGCGUGUCCUCUGUGUUUGUGAGUGAAGACGGGCACUGGAAGCUUGGAGGGAUGGAGACGGUUUGCAAGUUUAACGAGGCGACACCAGAGUUCCUCGCUAGCAUCCAGGCCGUAAGAGAAGACAGAGCGGUGCCUCCAGAGGAGAAGCUGGACGGAUUCGAUACGCUUCCGGACAUGCAUGCCCACGCGCGAGACGCCUUCUCUUUCGGCGUGCUGUUUGAGUGUCUCCUCCCUCUCCUGAAUGAAUAUGUGUCUGAGGAAUUGGCCGAGAGUCUGAGAGACACGCUGCAGGCCAGCCUGCUGACCUCUGACCCCAUGGCUCGCCUGCCGCUCUCCUGUCUACUCACUCACGAGUUUUUCAGGAAUGACUUUCUGGACAUCAUGAACUUCCUGAAGAGUUUGACUCUGAAAUCCGAGGAGGAAAAGAACGAGUUCUUUAAGUUUCUUCUGGACCGGGUUCACAGUCUCCCAGAAGAACUCAUCGGGGCCCGGUUGGCCCCUAAGCUGCUGAACUCCUUGGUACUGGCGGAAGCCACGGCUGUGAGAAGCUUCCUGCCUCACCUGCUACGUCCUAGGAAGGAUUCGAGUGUGGGGGUUGGGGAUGAGUUUCUGCUGUCCUUGCCGAUGUAUCGGAGGUACGUGGUCCCACAGCUUCUCAAGCUCUUCAGAGUGAACGAGGAACAUGUCAGGAUGGUCCUCCUCUCCCAUAUGAACAUCUACGCAGAGUUCUUCACACACGACGAACUCAAGAACCACAUCCUACCUCAGGUGUUGCUGGGAAUGCGGGACACGAGCGACACUCUGGUGGCCAUAACGCUGCAGAGCCUGGCUGUGCUGGUUCCGUUGCUGGGGGCACAAGUGGUAGUGGGUGGCGAGAGGGCCAAAGUCUUCAAACGGACCACGCCAAACUUCACCAAGUCGGCGGAAGGCACCCCAGAAACUUCGCCGGUCCACGCCAUCGGCACGUCGGUUCCUCACGUCUCGCAGCCCUCCAAGGUUUUCCUGUUUUCGAAGCCAUCCAGAGAGGGCAGAGAGCUGGUUCUGGAUGACCUGCCCUGCCUCCAGCCAAUCGGAGGACACACUGCUGUCCUACGCACCCCUAUAGCGGAGACAGGGGAGCCGGACAGGAACGGCAGUGCUGCGGUGAGACCUGACGAGGCGUGGCCAGACUGGGGUGACGUGGAUGAGACACCUUUCCUGAUCCGCACGCAGCCCAAGGAUGGCGGUCCUACACCGCUGGUCACCAUAGCCGACGGCGUGGACGAACCCUGGGACGAUUUUGAGGAUUCGGAGGUUACCUUGGACCGUUCGCUUUGCCCAGUCUCUAGAGAUGCUCGAGUGGAUUCUGCAGCCACAUCUGGUUCUGGACAAGAACGGCUGUCUAAAGCACUCAAGCUGAGUUGUGGUGGGAAGCCAGCUCCAGAGCAGAAGAACGCCCCAUGGACUUCAGGCUGGAUCCAGACUGUAGAAGACCCCAAAGUCGCCAAACUGAGUUUGACCACGGAGCCCAAACCCAAAGACCCUCACAGGAGAGCAGCAACCACAGGCCUGGGGGAAGAGUUCACCAUCAAAGUGAAAGCACGACCCCACAGUGACCCAGAGCUGGACUUCUUCGCUGAUAUGGUCCCAGACAUAAAACUCUCGUCAGGCAACGCGCUCUUUCCCUCAAACGGGUUGCUGAGCAAUGUGGAGGUCAGCCCCGAGGCUCACCACACACACCCCGCUCUGGACACACUGGGACUGACGGCCAGGUUUGCUGCAGUGGACCUGACUGAGACCGGAGUAGAGGGUUGGGGUGACGACAUCAACUGGGAGGAGAGUGACUGGUGAACUCUGACCCCUACGCAUAACUUCAUGAAAGGCCAUGCAAGACAAAUCCGUUUACCGAGGUGGUGUGAACACGAAGCAGACGAACCCAAUUCACACUAGCCAAUCGCUGCUGUCAGCACAGAUGCAGCUGUUCAGUGCUGCUGGACUGGGACCUUCUACGCCAACAUUAGUUAUGACUCAAUGCUCGUCCACUUUAAUCUGCAUCACGGUUCGUUUGGACCAGCUUACCUGUGGCAGUUUUUUUUUUUUUUUUAAUAGAUUGUUGAGAUUUACAUCCAUAAUGUGAAGUCAUGUGCUCAAAGUAACGAACAACGGACGAGUUUCAUUUGUGCUCUAGUAAUUCACACUGUCAACACCUAUCACAAUAGCCAUAGAAAUCUGGAAUGUGUCAUUUAAGAAGCAGGUGUUUGGCAUUCUAAGGGAGAGGCAUUAAGGAUAUCUCAUUUUGGCAGAGUUUCUGGCACUACUACCCAGACUGAAAGCAUCUGUUGGCUGCCCUGCGCCAUGUAAACCAUGUAGGAAGAUUGUUUGCCAAACAUAGCUCGGAACAUGAAGGGGAAUUUCACAGGAGUUGUGAAGUUUCCAUAAAUAUUUUUUGGGCCGUGCACCUCCUCCAUGUUUUACAAGCCUUCAGAGUAAGGCAAUACGAAUAUUAAAAAUAGAUCUAUAAUAUAUUGUUUAUACACAUUUAUUUGAUUUUGGGGUGGGGCUGUGUGUGCGUGAGCGUGAAAGAAAAUGAUUAUUUGUAUUGACAGCUGCUGAUGGAAUAAAGUGGUUUAUGGUA